CAAUUGGAGUAGGGACGUCCCAUGGUUUCCGGUUAGCACGGACCCCAUCAGUUUAUUGAGCAAUAUCUACCUCAACCUCAACGCUCGUGGUCUGACUGUGCAGUGACUGAGGAAUAGUUCCAACUUCCUCGAACUUGUUAGUUUAGUUUCGUUUCCUUCGUAUAACGCAGCUGCUGAUCGACACAUUUCUCCAUUUUGCUGGAGUCGUUUGUCUGGCUAGCCUACAUCUCCGGGAUAAAGAGUUUGGGUCAGACACAUUGUAGGCUAUUAUAUUGGUUUGAAAAUCGAAUAAUAGAAUCAGUCAAAAUGAAGAAGGUACUUCUGUUCGUGUUUAUACUCUGCGCUAUUGUCUCAGCGCUGGCAUCUGCUCAAGAGGAUACCAAAAGAUCCAAACCGUCUGCAACUGUCUUCCCCCCCUUUGAGUUUGGCACCACGUCCAACACUGCCACUACCACAACCUCUACUACAACUACGACUGCAUUACCCACCACAGAAUCCCAGAAUAAUACCAGCACAGCAGCUCCUACUACAACACUUACACCCACUACGACUGCAUCCAACAGCACCACAGCUGACCCCACAACAGCCAAUACCACCACAGCUGCCCCCACAACAGCCAAUGCCACCACAGCUGCCCCCACAACAGCCAAUGCCACCACAGCUGCCCCCACAACAGCCAAUGCCACCACAGCUGCCCCCACAACAGCAGCCAAUGCCACCACAGCUGCUCCCACCACUGCUGCCACUCCAAAACCGGAGCCCACCCCUCCUGCUAACCUGACCGUGGGAAACUACACUCUCAAGUCGGAGAAGGGUCUGUGUCUGAUGGCCCAGCUGGCCCUGCAGAUCAGAGUGGAAGACACUGGAAAGACAGGGGUAUUCAUCGUUCAACCAGUGCAGACACAUGUUAAAGGGGGCUGUGAGAAAUCCACGGCCAACUUAACCCUCACGUUCAAGGAGGGCUUCAUCACCUUCAUGUUUAAUAAGAACACCACCCAAAAUGCUGUCUAUGUCGACACGGUUUCUUUCUCUCUUUCCUACCCGUUAAUAUCUGGAGACAACGGCAAAAUGUCUCUACCCUACGUCGCCAAAAAUGGGUCACUGGAUCUCUUCCUCGCUAAGGUUGGCCACUCCUACUCCUGCAAGAGCGAAUCAGUUUUCAUGGGAAAAGGGCUCUAUCUGGACAUCACCCAGGACAGGAUACAGGCCUUCAACAUCACCAAGGAGUGGGACUUCGGCACAUCUGACCCCUGCCCCGCCGACAGACCUGCUGACUACCGCGUGGCCAUUGCUGUGGGGAUUGUCCUCCUUAUCCUCAUCAUCAUCGUGGUGGUGGCCUAUCUCCUGAGCAGGCGAAAAAGAUCAGAUGGCUACCAGUCCCUCUGAAGAGCCACUCAGGGGUCAAAGGGCGCACUGUAUCAGCUCACAGUCUCAAUACACCCAUCAUCGUGUUUUUGUCACUUGCUGUUAACUGUUAACACUGCUGUAACCCCAACUGCUCACACACAAACUAACUAACUGUACCACUCACACACAAACUAACUAACUGUACCACUCACACACAAACUAACUACCACUCACACACAAACUAACUAACUGUACCGCUCACACACAAACUAACUAACUGUACUGCUCACACACAAACUAACUAACUGCUCACACACAAACUAACUAACUGUACCACUCACACACAAACUAACUAACUGUACCACUCACACACAAACUAACUAACUGUACCGCUCACACACAAACUAACUAACUGUACCACUCACACACAAACUAACUAACUGUACCACUCACACACAAACUAACUAACUGUACCGCUCACACACAAACUAACUAACUGUACCACUCACACACAAACUAACUAACUGUACCGCUCACACACAAACUAACUAACUGUACCACUCACACACAAACUAUCUAUAUGGAUAAGAUGAGGGAAUAUUUCAGCGUUGUAGACCGGCAGUUCCAUUUAAGUUGAUUUGUACAUUCAUUAAUUGAGGUGGAUCAUAUGUAUUGGAUCAGAUACUAGGAUUAAAAUAUACUGACUUUGAAUAUACUCACUCUGAACUCUUUGGCUGCUGAACAUUUUAGAUUGUGUCAUUUGUGCUACUGUGAUGUCCGGUACUACUGUGAUAUCCGGUGCUACUGGGAUAUCCGGUGCUACUGUGAUAUCCGGUGCUACUGGGAUAUCCGGUGCUACUGGGAUAUCCGGUGCUACUGUGAUAUCCGGUGCUACUGUGAUAUCCGGUGCUACUGUGAUAUCCGGUGCUACUGUGAUAUCCGGUGCUACUGUGAUAUCCGGUGCUACUGGGAUAUCCGGUGCUACUGGGAUAUCCGGUGCUACUGUGAUAUCCGGUGUUACUGUGAUAUCCAGUGCUCGACAAACCAUCAACUAUUGUGUCUGUGUUUGUUUUACCUUCUACGUCAGAAACUUUCAGUGCAGUAUUUCACAAUGUGCUUUCUACUACAGCUGGAUUUUGAACUUAUGCUGUCUUGUUUUUCUUUUCUUCUUUUUAUUAAUUUCUUUGUGUUUGUACCACUGCCCUCAACCCUUUAGAACGGCCUAUUAGGCUGUUUGAUUUCCGAAUCGUAAUCUAGAUUAGGUUAAUCAUGGGCCUUUAAAAAAAAUGUAUUCCACUCAGUUAAUCAAAGGGAAUGUUUCAGAUUUUAAAUGUAAAGUUUUGUCAAAGGGAGGCAUACUUUUGAAUGUAAAUUGCAAUUUGUGUUUUCAAUUUCUUGUCUAUUUGUCUCAAGUGUUUUGUUGACCAUUAUUUGCUGUUACACACUCUUUCCCUUGUGAUGUGGUAAUAAUUUGGUACGUAAACAUGUUUGAGAACAUUUUAUUAGUCGAAUGUGACAACCAUAAGUAAUUGCAGGACCACUGAGUGUUUAUCUUGUCAACUUUGACAGUGGUCAGAUAGCUUGAGGUAGAAGUUGCCUUUAACCACAGAUAUAGAAUCAGAUGACCUAAACCGGCCAAUCAUAAGGAGGAAAAAAGGAAUACAAAUAUAUGACUCUGGGGCAAAUUGCAUUGUAAGGGAUUACAUUUGGGAUCAGAAAGCACAUUGAACAAGUUCUGACUCAUCUAAACAUAGGGAAUCUUACUGUUCUAUGUUGCCACAGUUACAGGUUCCUAAUGUUGAUUAUGGCCUCAAUUACUAUUCUUUUAGUUUAAUUUAGGAAACAUUUAUUUUGAUUUGUUUACAUGUUAUUAUGUGCCAUGUAUCAUCUUGGAAAAAAAGGUUGAGAAAUGAAAACAUCCCAAAUAAACUUGUAUUAAUGUGUAAA
Messenger RNA from Oncorhynchus tshawytscha (Chinook salmon), 3294 nucleotides. RefSeq names its product CD68 molecule (gene cd68). The record is from RefSeq and is a predicted model, not a curated record. Bases 307 to 1386 code for a protein of 359 amino acids. NCBI's taxonomy places the organism in Eukaryota, Metazoa, Chordata, Actinopteri, Salmoniformes, Salmonidae. Gene Ontology annotation, cellular component: membrane. The transcript is spliced from 7 exons.